Molecule: messenger RNA, 246 nt
Organism: Peronospora matthiolae
Lineage: Eukaryota; Oomycota; Peronosporomycetes; Peronosporales; Peronosporaceae
Source: the annotation of a GenBank genome assembly
AUGGUCAAUACCAUCUCAUUCGCCGCGCUUGUGUUUGCCACGACUGCCGCCGUGACUUCGGGAGCUUCCAUGCGAGCCGAGGCAGCUCCAAUGCCGGAUGGCUCAUGGCCCACUAGUCAGGGCAAUGAAUACCUCUCAGCGCCCUAUACUGUCAAGAGAGGCGAGGUCUUCGAUGGAAAGAUGAAGACGUUCCAGCGGUCAAACGUCAAGUGCCGUGGACAGGCGGAGUGUAACGGGGCACCCUGA